AUGGCCGACGAAUAUGUUUCGUUGUAUCGCCAAACUCUCGCAAGACGUCAACGCCUAUACGAGGCGGCAAUAUCGACAGGCGGGUACACUCCCUUUCUCUGUCCAUGGGAUUCACUACCAGCCUUAUAUCUGUUCCUUGCUAUAGCAUUCACCCCCAGACUUUCUCCCAAGCUGGCCAAAGCUGUCCGAUAUAUCACUUUCGUUAUCAUUCUCUCUCAGGGAAUCUACACGGUAUGUCAUCGCCGCACACUCUGGAUUGGUGCUGGCUAUGGGAUUGGAUUAUUGACUGCCUGGGGCGUCAUCAUGGCUGGAGCUCUUCUCUUGUGCAACAAUGUGGCGCGAGAUUUCAGAAGGCUGGAAAUGCGAGCACUCAAGACCGAGACUGCAGCUUCCGACCGGACCAGGUCCGCAGCAUUAUCUUGGUCAACCGACCUAAGUCAGGGUGUUGCCAUGACAAACCGGAAGGUGGCCAAUGUGCAUCCAUCCUCCGAUACCAAGCAGAUCUUCCCUGAGAAGCCUCCCUCACAAUCAUACGAGUUGGUAUGGACGGGAUUCCCUUACAAUUCGGGCUGGUUCCAUGUCACUGACUGGACGGUCGACUUGAUAACGAGUUUUCGAGCCGUGGGCUGGCAACAUCGCAUCCCAACAGUAGGGCCUAUUGAUCCUUCCAUACCGCGCGACACAUCUGAAGUGGUGUCUACCAUUAGAGUUAGCAAUGACAAAAGCCGGGCCCUGCAAUGGAGGGCGUUACGAGGUUUCGUCACAACCUAUCUCGUUGUCGAUUUUCUGAAGACGGUCAUGAUUACAGACCCGUACUUUAUGGGCCUGACGCCACUGGAGUCGCCGUCACCCUGGCCGUGGCUUGCUCGGGCCAAUGAUAUUAUCCCUAUCGCAACACGCUGGGUCAGAAGUUGGACUACCCUGUUCGCGGUGGUGUUUGCGUUGCAGUUUAUUUUCAGCCUGAGCCCACUGUUCUUCGCCACUAUCCUUCCAGCCCUUGUCGAUGUAACAAAGAUUACGAAGGCGCCUCUUCUGGAACCAUGGAUGUAUCCGAAUUACUGGCAGCGACUAUCGACCUCGGUCAUGUACUCGGGCCUGGCAGGGUUUUGGGGCAAAUGUUGGCACCAGAUGUUUCGGUUUGCCGUCUCAGAGCCGUCGAGAGUCUUGGUUGAGAAGUUGCAUUUGAAUCCCCGUGGCCAGGCUGCUCGAACCAUUCAGCUUCUGAUGGCAUUCACGCUGUCCGGAUCAAUCCACGCGAGUGCUAGCCACACCGCAUUCUCUUUGGUCGUCUCUCGUCCCUUCUCUGGCGCGUUGUUGUACUUUUUCCUACAGGGCGUUGGCAUCCUCGUACAAUCCUUCGUGGUCAAACUCUUACAAAGACACGUUCCGUGGGUCAAGAAACUUCCGCUAGCGGUUCGGCAGACAGUUAACGCGCUGGUUGUGGUAACUUAUCUUUACUUCACAGGGCCAUUAUUGGUCAACGACUUUGCAGCAUGUGGGCUAUGGCUCUACGAGCCUGUCCCAAUCAGCUUUUUCCGUGGGUUAGGGUUUGGACCGGGCGGAAAGGAUGAAGGCUGGUGGACGUGGAAUCAGGAAGGAUCACGAUUCAUCGGGUUGUGGAAAGGCGACAGAUGGUGGAAGAGAGCAGUGGCGAUAUACUAG
Cladophialophora psammophila CBS 110553 is the source of this 1662-nucleotide messenger RNA. RefSeq lists its product as uncharacterized. Gene Ontology annotation, biological process: lipid metabolic process. NCBI's taxonomy places the organism in Eukaryota, Fungi, Ascomycota, Eurotiomycetes, Chaetothyriales, Herpotrichiellaceae. The coding region runs from base 1 to 1662 and encodes 553 amino acids. The transcript has a single exon. The record is from RefSeq and is a predicted model, not a curated record.